Notolabrus celidotus (New Zealand spotty) is the source of this 2030-nucleotide messenger RNA. It is a transcript of the gene hoxa5a, whose product is annotated as homeobox A5a. Gene Ontology annotation, biological process: anterior/posterior pattern specification; regulation of transcription by RNA polymerase II. The transcript has 2 exons. The record is from RefSeq and is a predicted model, not a curated record. Gene Ontology annotation, cellular component: nucleus. Bases 213 to 1133 code for a protein of 306 amino acids. Gene Ontology annotation, molecular function: RNA polymerase II cis-regulatory region sequence-specific DNA binding; DNA-binding transcription factor activity, RNA polymerase II-specific. Lineage: Eukaryota; Metazoa; Chordata; Actinopteri; Labriformes; Labridae.
UGUGUGCACGAGUUUACCUCUCGAGGUCACCAAGCAGGAUUUACGACUGGUCAACAAAAGCACGUGAUACUCCGCCGUACCCCAUAUUUGGGUGCCUACGUAAGAGAGAAUCAAGUCCAUGUCCCACUCAUUUCCAUAAUUCAUCAUAAAUUGUGCAAGGGUGCUAUAGGACGCGCUAAAGCAUAAGAGCCACAAAUCAAGCACACAGGUUUAUGCUGUUUCACCUCCAAAAGACAAUAAAAACAACAACAAAACCUGCAACCAGCAAACGGUGGAAUUGUCAACAAAUGAGCUCCUAUUUUGUGAACUCAUUCUGCGGACGCUAUCCCAAUGGCGCGGACUUCCAGUUACAUAAUUAUGGAGACCAUAGUUCGACAAACGAGCAAUACAGAGACAACACAGCCAUGCAUUCCAGCAGGUACGGGUAUGGCUACAACGGGAUGGACCUGACAGUCGGCCGGGCCGGUACCGAUCACUUUGUGGGCAACGAGCGGACACAGGGCUACUCUCCGAGCCACUCAGCUGCGGCGACACCCUCAGUGGAGCAGGUCAGGUACACCCAGUCCGCCAACAGCACUGGGACCACGUCUCUAUCGCCUCCACCUGACCCGCUGCCGUGCUCUUCGGUCGCCAGCUCGUCACCAGCCACCGAGCCUCAGCCCCAACACCGAGCCGUGAAAAACUCUCUCACGACCUCGUGCUCAACCCCGUGCUCGAGCUCCAACGGAGGCUCGCUGAUGCUCAGCCGGGACUGUGUGUCCAAAGCUUCUCCCCUCGAGGAGGAGAAGCCUGCGGGGAGCGCACCGACAACUCCUCAAAAUAAUACCGACUCCUCACAGCCUCAGAUCUAUCCGUGGAUGAGAAAACUGCACAUAAAUCACGAUUUGGCUGGACCAGAGGGCAAGAGAGCCAGGACUGCAUACACUCGGUACCAGACCCUGGAGCUGGAGAAAGAGUUCCACUUCAACCGGUACCUGACCCGCAGGCGGAGGAUUGAAAUCGCCCACGCCCUCUGCCUCUCAGAGAGACAGAUCAAAAUCUGGUUUCAGAACCGCAGGAUGAAGUGGAAGAAGGACAACAAGCUGAAGAGCAUGAACAUGGCGGCUGCAGGCGGAGUAGGCUACAGGCCCUGAUAUUCCCUCUUUCACACCUGAUGACGAGCACUAUGAAAAUACAACAAAGAUUGUAAUAACUUCUCCACCUCGUCCCUUCAAAAGGCGCAGAGACUUGUAAAAGGGGCUGUGUGCGGGACAGGGGGACAUCCCCACCCUAAACCCCGCUGUAUGUCAAACAACCGCCCAAUGAUAUUCCUUAAUAUUUUUUCCUUUUUAUCCCCACCGUGGUUAUGCUUACGUGAUUAAAAAAGAUGCAUUCUGUACAGUUCUGUCUAGAUUUAGAGGAAAAAAGAAACAUAAAUGUUUGUCUAAAUUAUUUCUUGUUCAGACGAAAAAAUAAAAAUAAGAGCUUGAAAUGCUACCUAACCUACCGCAAAUAAAACCAGUAAAAGUUGUGUGAUGCACUCAGAACAAUAACACCCUGCUAAAUGAGGGUUAAGGUUGAGCUGCCUUUGUGUUAAGCCUUGUUUUCUCUGUAUGUACUGUAUAUGUAUGUAUUUAUUUGUUUGAUGUAAUGUACCAACUUGUCAGAAAACUUGCUUCCAAAAAGUAGAGCCAGCAGUAAGCCGUGCGUGGUUAUUGUGUUGCGUUGUGGACACUUGUAUGGACAGAGGUUCCGAACCAGUCUUGUAUGUACAGUAGCUGUUACCAUGUAUCUUUUUUUUUAUUAUUAUUGUUAUUUUCCUGCAGGAGCUGCUGUUUUCGUUGUUCACCUGAACGCAACAUUUGAUUAAAAAAAGUGUUCUGUCUUUGUUUGAACGUGGAGGUCUCCACAGUAAAUUUCCUCGGCUUUAUGUGUAAACUCCAUCGUGAUUAGCUUUUUGUAAAUGUUUUUCAAAGACUGGAAGUCAAGAAUAUACUAUAAAAAUAAUAAAACUGAUGAUGAUUGCCAAUAUAAUAAACUUUCUACUGGAA